Phytophthora nicotianae INRA-310 is the source of this 1162-nucleotide messenger RNA. RefSeq lists its product as hypothetical. The record is from RefSeq and is a predicted model, not a curated record. The transcript has 2 exons. Lineage: Eukaryota; Oomycota; Peronosporomycetes; Peronosporales; Peronosporaceae. Gene Ontology annotation, molecular function: oxidoreductase activity. Bases 29 to 964 code for a protein of 311 amino acids.
UUUGCAUCGGAGACCACCACGUACAGUAAUGAGCACGCAUGGUAUCGCGCACCGCAGCGAGAUGCGUCCACUGCGUCCGCCGCGCGUCCCCGUUCCACCGGCGCCUGGUUAUACGGAGCUACAGCGUCUGGGUGUUGGCGAGCCACCGCAGAAUGCCGAUGCACGGCGCCUACGACGCGCGGCGGGCGUUUUGCUGCUAAUUUUCUGCUUGGGUACAGCGAUCGGCCUCGUGCACGUUAUCGGCCUCUCGCAACAAGUGUUGGCUAGACUGGAAGAACAGCAGAUGCAAAGGCCGACUUUGAUGCAUCAACCACACACUCAGUCCCGUGGUGUGGUCGGAGGCGGGUGGCAGCGCAGCCAAGGAGCGGCUAACGUGUUGAUUGCGUACUCCGACGGACCGCAUCUCUCGAAACUCGCAGCAGUGGUGGAAGCUGGUGCACGCAACGUAUUGGGGAACGGCACAAAGUCGCUGCGUGUACGUACACUGGACAAUGCAUCGUUCGCAGACGACGUGAUGUGGGCGGACGCUGUGAUACUUGGAACGCAUGUGGUGAACGCCAACGUUGAGCCAAAGAUGGCAAAGUUUUUGAGUGAAUGGUCGUUUACCGAGGACCUGAGCCAGAAGAUUGGUGCUGUCUUCGUCACGAGUGGAGGGAUAUCGGCAGGAGAAGAGCUGACUAUGGUGAACUUGCUGCACUCGCUCAUGAUCUUCCGGAUGAUAAUCGUUGGGGGAGAGCGCUGGACGAGUGCGUUUGGCGCGUCUGCUAUCGUGGGCGAAGGACCGUUUGCGCCUGCAGAUCAAACCAGUCCGGAGCUGCGAGAUUUCCCACCGAUAUGCUACCCGACCGACCCCGAUUCCAUUCACGACAUGUUCAAGGACAAAGCAAUUGGUUUGGGGGAACGAGCUGCCUCGAUCGCGACACAAUUGCGACGCGCACGGGUGGAUUUAUCAAGGCAGAACUAACGAGCUCACCUCGACUCAAUUAUCACUAAUGUACUUCCAAGUACUACUACAUGUACAUGUAGAAAUUGCACAGCAUCCAUACGCUGCAGUUCAAAAUGGUGAAUAAAGCUCCUUACUUGUUAAUUUACAGCAAGUAGAGCCUUGAUCAAUUAUUCACAUCUCAUCCAGCAGUUUAGUUGCUCGUUCAAAAGUCCAAAA